Molecule: messenger RNA, 1524 nt
Organism: Blastomyces dermatitidis ER-3
Lineage: Eukaryota; Fungi; Ascomycota; Eurotiomycetes; Onygenales; Ajellomycetaceae
Exons: 2
Coding region: 1-1524 (507 amino acids)
Source: RefSeq, a predicted model, not a curated record
AUGGGGACAAGAGGCCUAUGGAACUUACGUUCUGCCGGGAAAUGGUAUCGCUUGCACGAACUAAGGAGCCGUAUCCGAUCCCCAAACGAGCCAGAAACUGUGCGGCGAAUAAAGUCUAUCAUAGCUUCACUCGAUAACUUGGAGGAAUGGGAGUCAGUUUCCUUUCCCAGUCCGCUACAGUCGAAUUUGGACUACGUGUACACGAUCGAUGUCGACGCGGGAACCUUAACAAUCACACGAUGGGAGAGCCUCAAUGGCUUGCUUCAGCCUUUUCCGCGCCAGAUACCGCUAUCUUGUCUGGAUGGAUCUCAUGGCUUGACGCUGGAUUCAUUAACUCCGGUUCCGGGUGAGAUAUCAGAGCCCGAGGACGGAGGAGAGCCUUCGACGCCACAAGUCGUACCGAAUCAACUUCUUAUUCAUCCUGGGCCACCCACAACACUGAAUGAGCUACAAUUCAGGAUUUUCCGCGACUUCUGUUUUAUAUGGCGAUUUUUCAUUGACGAUCCAAUGACUUGGCGAUAUCCCUCUAUGGCAUUUAACACAAUUGCCAUUGGCCUUCUGCGUAUUGCAGCAUGGGAUCUUGAAGUAUCAUCCGACUCUCAAAUUCAUUAUCCGGAAAAUAGGGUAAAUUUUCCUUACUGGGACGCGCCCCAAACAGAUAUUUUCUGGUUCCACGGAUACCUUGUUGUGCUUCAUGGAAAUAUCAAUACAAAAAGCUCGAUCUUGGCAGCUAUCUCCAAGGCUCAAUCCUUCCUUGAGGUUUCCCACAAGGAUGCCGCCCAUUUAAUUAUUUUAUCACUUCGACAUGUUGCAUUUGUUGAGGUCUCAUCCAAGUCUGUUUUGUGCUCUCAGAUUCUUCCCCUCUUUGUCAACACGUCGGCUCGGCAUUGUUCCCCAGGGUUUCGAUUAUUGAGCUACGUUCUGAGUUCGUGGUGCUGGAAACCAUCACUUGCCCACAGGGAACACCUCGGAGUUGGUUUGCCACCAGAAACUUUGGAUCUGAUCCUCGGAUCUUGCAGUCCCAAGGGCGCAUUGACACUGUCACAAUCUUCCUUUAUUUUUCAAGAGCGGUAUUACUCAUCAAUUCCGCAGAUUCAACAUUUUACGCUACGAAGUUUUAAGCACUCCGUGCCCUGCUGUGGGAAGAAGAAUAGACUUCGCGAGAACUGGGUCUAUUGCCCGUCCUGUUAUGCCUGUAGACACACUGAAUGUGCCGGUGUGAGAUCUGAACCGCAGGCAGAUUCUCAGGUUAUUUGUUUUGAUUGCAAAAACGGUAAGCUUUGCACAGAACUCGUUCCUGGAGGCAUCAAUCACAUAACCCGGCGGUUUUCUGGUGAAGACUGUGAAGUUUCAGUUGCUGGUUCUCCCAAGGUACUCCGCAUUCGGUUCUGGAAGCCUUCUCAUCUUUGCCCAGAACUGCGAUUGCUUGGAAACCUUGUCCCCAUUCCACCUCGCUUGAUUAAUUUUACAAUUCGCUUUAAUGGCGCAUUUGCCGGUGUAGCAUACGGGUUGGAUGAUUCAUGA